This is a messenger RNA of Phyllopteryx taeniolatus (common seadragon), 1068 nucleotides long. RefSeq names its product hairy-related 6 (gene hes1). Gene Ontology annotation, biological process: regulation of transcription by RNA polymerase II; regulation of neurogenesis; Notch signaling pathway. The record is from RefSeq and is a predicted model, not a curated record. Gene Ontology annotation, molecular function: DNA-binding transcription factor activity, RNA polymerase II-specific; RNA polymerase II cis-regulatory region sequence-specific DNA binding; protein dimerization activity. The transcript has 4 exons. Bases 82 to 906 code for a protein of 274 amino acids. Gene Ontology annotation, cellular component: nucleus. Lineage: Eukaryota; Metazoa; Chordata; Actinopteri; Syngnathiformes; Syngnathidae.
UUUUUUUUUGACCACUUCUUUCUUGCAUCGGUGGAGCGUAUUUUGUUGCGUUUUCCGGGAUAAUUGAGUUCGCCAUUAAAGAUGCCUGCCGACAUGAUGGAAAAAUCGUCCUCCUCUCCGGUCGCUGCCACCCCGGCAAGCAUGAACUCGACCCCCGAUAAACCCAAAACAGCCUCCGAGCACAGAAAGUCUUCCAAGCCAAUUAUGGAGAAGCGAAGAAGAGCCCGAAUCAACGAGAGCUUGGGCCAGCUUAAAACUCUCAUCUUGGAUGCCCUCAAGAAAGAUAGCUCCAGACACUCCAAGCUGGAGAAGGCAGACAUCCUGGAAAUGACAGUGAAACAUCUGCGGAACCUACAGAGAGCUCAAAUGACCGCUGCUCUCAACACCGACCCCACCGUGUUGGGCAAGUACCGCGCCGGCUUCAGCGAGUGCAUGAACGAAGUGACCCGCUUUCUGUCCACCUGCGAGGGCGUCAACACGGAGGUCCGAACGCGGCUCCUCGGCCACCUCGCCAGCUGCAUGACGCAGAUCAACGCCAUGAACUACCCCAGCCAGCACCCGAUCCCCCCCGCGGCCGGGCCGACGCACCCGUCGUUCGGCCAGCCCAUGGUGCAGAUCCCCGGUUCCUCCCCGCAGGUGCUGCCCAUGAGCGGCGUGCCGUGUAAGGGAGCCCCCUCUCCGGCCACUUUACCCAGCUCUGACGCCACCAAAGUGUAUGGCGGCUUCCAGAUUGUGCCUGCCACGGACGGACAGUUUGCCUUCCUCAUACCCAACGCGGCGUUCGCCUCCAACGGCCCCGUCAUUCCCGUGUACGCCAACAGCCCCGGGACGCCGGUUCCGGUGCCGGGUGCCGUCUCUCCCGGAGCCCCGUCGGGAAACACGGACUCGGUGUGGCGGCCCUGGUGAACACCGCCAAGGAGCAGAAAGACUCUCACAUGACACCAGUUCUUCUCUUUGUUUCUCCAUGCUAGAAAAGUUUUUUUGUUUGUUUUUUAAAUUGUCAAAUGGAAAAGAGUAUGCACUAUAUUUGUACAGCUAACAAAGCGAGUAAAGUUCAUAUUGAAAUGA